AUGUCGAAGCGAGGACGUGGAGGAUCAGCGGGUAACAAGUUCAGAAUGUCGCUGGGUCUGCCGGUGGCGGCGACGGUGAACUGCGCCGAUAACACCGGUGCGAAGAACCUGUAUAUCAUUUCGGUGAAGGGGAUCAAGGGGAGGCUCAACAGACUGCCUUCUGCCUGCGUUGGCGAUAUGGUGAUGGCCACAGUGAAGAAAGGAAAGCCAGAUCUCCGUAAGAAGGUCAUGCCCGCUGUCAUUGUGCGCCAACGCAAACCAUGGCGCCGAAAGGACGGUGUUUUCAUGUACUUCGAAGAUAAUGCGGGUGUCAUUGUGAAUCCCAAGGGUGAAAUGAAAGGUUCUGCAAUCACCGGCCCAAUUGGAAAAGAGUGUGCUGAUCUUUGGCCUAGGAUUGCAAGUGCUGCUAAUGCUAUUGUCUAG
Messenger RNA from Fraxinus pennsylvanica, 423 nucleotides. Lineage: Eukaryota; Viridiplantae; Streptophyta; Magnoliopsida; Lamiales; Oleaceae. The record is from the annotation of a GenBank genome assembly.